AACUUCAGCAAACACUUUGUGCAGAGUGUUUGUCCAAUCUUAGCAUAAUUAAACACUUGUACAUAAUUUUCCACCAUAAAAGGGCUACAACACUCGAAAUAAUAGAAAGAUGACAAUGAAGCAAUCUUUUUUCUCUUUAUCACUUCUCCUUCUGUUUGUCCUUCAUUGCAUCUCAACCCAAGCUCAGCCGGCUGCUGCUCCAGCUGCACCAACUCCACCAAGCGCCCCAGCCAUAGCUCCAACUCCACCCAGUCCAAUGACCCCAAUCGUAACCAUUAAUCCACCCCCUAUUGGAGCUCCAAUUCCAUCUGGCCCUACUAACGUCAUCAAAAUCCUUGAAAAGGCAGGCCGCUUUACUCUCCUAAUUCGCCUUUUAAAAUCCACCACUGUCAUUAACCAAAUCGAGCAUCAGAUCAACAGCACAAAUGGUCGCCUCACCCUCUUUGCACCAACCGAUGGUGCAUUUUCUAGUCUCAGUUCAGGCACUCUCAACUCCCUCACCGAUCCACAGAAGGAGUCGUUGAUUCAAUUUCAUGUAAUUUCUUCAUAUAUUUCGUUACCACAGUUUCAAACAGUGAGUAAUCCAUUGAGAACAAAUGCGGGGGAUAAUAGUAGAUACAGAUACCAGCUCAAUGCGACCGCUUAUCCCAAUUCAGUGAAUAUAUCAACAGGCCUCACUAACACUAGUGUGUCUGCAAUCGUAUAUUCUGAUGGCCAGCUUGCCAUUUAUCAAGUCGAUAAGGUGCUUCUUCCUUGGGAAAUUUUUGGAGCUAAGCCUCCAGCAGCCGCUCUGGCACCGGCACCUGAAAAGCCUAAGAAGGAAAAGCCUGCGGCCGUUGCAUAUAGUCCUGAUGACGGUAAAACAGAUGCGGCCGAUGUCUCUGGCGCGAUGAGUCUCAGAAUGAACAUGCAAAAUGUGGUAUUGUUUGGGGUUGCUAUCGUUGCACCAUUAAUCAAUUUUUCGUAACUUCAAGCGGAUAAGUUGGGUUGUUGGGUCCAAUUUCCCUAAUGAGCUCGACUUUGAAUAUUCUCCGGAUUGAACGAUGGUGAUGGAGUCUUCGUUUUUACCAAUAAUGCGCACACUUGCAGAAUUCAUGCUUGUGUUUGCAGUAUUAGAUUUUUCAUUAUUUUUGGUUAUUUAAAAAAAAAAAAGAGGAGGGUUUUGUGUUUUUCCUUGCCAAUUUUUCAUAAA
Messenger RNA from Mangifera indica (mango), 1192 nucleotides. RefSeq names its product fasciclin-like arabinogalactan protein 12. The transcript has a single exon. The record is from RefSeq and is a predicted model, not a curated record. NCBI's taxonomy places the organism in Eukaryota, Viridiplantae, Streptophyta, Magnoliopsida, Sapindales, Anacardiaceae. Bases 110 to 967 code for a protein of 285 amino acids.